Molecule: messenger RNA, 527 nt
Organism: Acromyrmex echinatior (Panamanian leafcutter ant)
Lineage: Eukaryota; Metazoa; Arthropoda; Insecta; Hymenoptera; Formicidae
Biological process (GO): detection of chemical stimulus involved in sensory perception of smell; sensory perception of smell
Cellular component (GO): plasma membrane
Molecular function (GO): odorant binding; olfactory receptor activity
Source: RefSeq, a predicted model, not a curated record
UGCUAUAGAUAUCCAUCGACAAGCUAUAAAAUUAUCCAAAAGUUUGCUAUCCUAUUUUGAGAUAAUGUUCUUCUGUUUAGCGCAGAUGUUUGUAGUUUCAUUGUGUUUCAACUUUGCUCGAAUUUUUCAGAUUAUAUUGACAGAGAAAGCUACUAAAGAAGCUUUAUUGCCUGUGAUAUUUGCAGCUGUUUUUAUAUUAUAUUUGUUCAUAUCAAAUUCUCUUGGGCAAAAUAUGACGGAUCACAAUAAUUACGUGUUCGCUACUGUAUACAGAGUUGAAUGGUACAUAACUCCUUUAUACAUCCAGAAAACGAUACUUUUCUUGUUGACAAAAGGCGCCAAAAAUUUCUAUCUGAAUGUCGGUGGAUUAUUUAUCCCAUCAUUAGAGUGUUUUACUACGUUGACAAAAGCUUCAGUAUCUUAUUUUACUGUCAUAUUAUCUACAUAGUGACAAGACAAAUAGUGACAAUCAAAUACGAGCAUGAGAAAACAUAUAUUCGAAGAAGAUAACAGCAUUUCUCACGUUU